This is a messenger RNA of Camelina sativa (false flax), 574 nucleotides long. Lineage: Eukaryota; Viridiplantae; Streptophyta; Magnoliopsida; Brassicales; Brassicaceae. The record is from RefSeq and is a predicted model, not a curated record.
CGUAACAGGCCAUCUAGGGAGGUAUCCGCUUCCUUCCUAUGUUAAAACCCUAAAUGCAAAGCAAAUCAAUUCAAUAGAGAGAGAGUAAUGGCGACAAAUUCUGAAGCAGAGAAAACAGAUGGAGGAGACUGUGUUACUACUACAACUACGAAGGCACAACAAAGUAGUCGCGUUUUGAGCAUUGAAGAGGAGAAAAUGAGAGAUAGCUACUUGUUCUGUUGUGAGAAUUUCUACACUCUUCCUGAGAUGAUCAAUUACAUGAAGGAGCAUCACGGUGUAGAGCAGACCACUGUUACAAAAGUUUUCAGGGAACUCUUAAAAGGUACAAAAGCAGAAGCUUAUCUGAGAGCAUCACAGAAACGAAGUAAGACAAGAACAACUACUUGAACAGAGAGGCUGGGAUGAAUGGAUGAUGGGGGGUGUGUAGAUUAAGUAUAUUGUUUCAAAUUCUUUGGUUUUGGGUUUUUGUAAGAAAUAUACAAUAUUGUGUAUGUCAUGUUGUCAAUCAUCUUGGCUCUUCAAAUCCAAAAUCUAGUAUCUUCUUUUGCUUCCGAGUAUGGAUUCGUUUUUCAUA